UGAAGCCGGCAGACAGAAAUAAACCACAGAGGAAGAGACCAGGACCUACAGAGAACACGGACCUACAGAGACAGCAAAGGACCAGAAUACUAAGAUGGACAUCCAGACGGGUCAGGUGGUGCGCCCUGUCGGCGCCAUGGAGAGUCUGGAGGCGCAGCUCAGCUGCCCGAUCUGCCUCGAGAUGUUCACCAAGCCGGUGGUGAUCCUGCCCUGCCAGCACAACCUGUGCCGCGGCUGCGCCAAUGACCUCUACGAGUCCAAGAACCCCUACCACUACUCCGGGGGGACCUUCCGCUGCCCCACCUGCCGCUUCGAGGUGGUCCUGGACCGGCACGGGGUCUACGGGCUGCAGAGGAACCUGCUGGUGGAGAACAUCAUUGACAUCUACAAGCAGCAGCAGGAGAGCCGGGGGGGCGACCCCGAGGACCCCCCCCUGAAGGACAAAGACGCCAAAGAGCUGAAGUGUAAGGAGCACGAGGACGAACACAUCAACAUCUACUGCGUCACCUGCCAGACGCCCACCUGCUCCAUGUGCAAGGUGUUCGGACAGCACAAAGACUGUGAGGUGUCGCCGCUGCACGCCGUCUACCAGAGCCAGAAGAACGAGCUGCGCUCAGCCGUGGAGUUGCUCGCCACGGGAAACAGCUGCGUCCAGACCAUCAUGGCGCAGAUGGACGACACGUGUAAGCUGAUCCAGGAGAACGGAGAGCUGAAGAAGAGGCGGCUGGGCGAGAGCUUCGACCUGCUGUACGCCAUCCUGGAGGAACGUAAAGGCCAGCUCCUGGAGCAGAUCUCCCAGGUGGAGCAGCAGAAGGUGUCCACGCUCAGGAGCCUGGCAGACCAGUACAAGCAGCAGCUGCAGCUCAGCAACCAGCUGCAGGAGAAGGUCUCGCAGAGCCUGCAGUCCUGCAGCGCCGCUGAGUUCCUACUCGCCGCCAAGCAGCUGCAGAAGGAGGUCCAGCAGGCGGCCCGGGCGGCCCAGCUGCAGAGACCCGAGCCGGGCUACGAGAGCAUGGAGCACCUGAGCCUGGACACCCAGGAGGCCGAGGCACUGCUCGCUCGCAUGGACUUCAGACAGGGGGGCGAAGAGGAAGACCAGGAGUCCGACAGAGAGGAACCACAGUAAGGGGGGACGGAGGAAGACCAGGAGUCCGACAGAGAGGAACCACAGUAAGGGGGGCUGUCGGAGGAAGAAGCUGCUGCUGUUUCAGAAACUUCAGGUUCUUGUGGAGGAAACGGAGACGUGCAAUCUUUGGGAACGUUUUUGUAUUUGACUUUUUAUACUUUUCUAUUUUGAAAUGUUUUUCUGAUUCGUCAUUGGGGUCUGGACAAAGUCUGGACUAGAAGGAGUUGAUUUAUCAUGUUCAGGACGUGUUUGUCUCUUUGUGAAACUUUAAAACUUGAACUUUGUGCUGUAACGUUUGAAGGAGUGAAUAAAGUUUGAUCUGUUA
This is a messenger RNA of Micropterus salmoides (largemouth bass), 1451 nucleotides long. RefSeq names its product E3 ubiquitin-protein ligase TRIM63-like. Lineage: Eukaryota; Metazoa; Chordata; Actinopteri; Centrarchiformes; Centrarchidae. Gene Ontology annotation, molecular function: zinc ion binding. The transcript is spliced from 2 exons. The coding region runs from base 95 to 1126 and encodes 343 amino acids. The record is from RefSeq and is a predicted model, not a curated record.